GCGAUACGGUCGAAUGCACACUAAUUAGCUAAGCUAGAGAACGUACGUCCUGCUUGAUUUGCUUUCUCGAUUGGCUUGCCGGCCAUGGCGACGUCCAGCAGCAGCAGCAGGGAGAGGGAGACGCCAUGCUCCGUGUCGCUAAGCGUGCCGUCGGGGCUUCAUCUGGCCAUGCCAUUGCCAUUGCCGCCGAGCGAGACGAAACUCGAGGUGCACGGCGGCGGGGCGCCGCCGCAGCAGCUGCUGAAGUUGCAGGCUAGACAUCACUCGCAGCCGGCCCUGACGACGGCGACCAAGGCGGCCGGCCAGGUGCCGAUGCCGAUGCCGCGGAGCGAGAGCACGCGGGAGCAGUGGCGGGACCGCCGGUUUGACCACUUCAAGACCUUCUCCGGCCGCCUCGAGCGCCAGCUCUCCGCCCUCCGUGGCCUGCCGGUUCAGCACCAGCCGCCGCCGAACGACGAUGUCGAACACGCCGCCGUCGACGACUCCAAGAUCUCCGAGGAGGACACCGACGGCGACGGCGAUGACGUCCCCACCGCCGACCGCUUCUUCGCCGCCCUUCAAGGCCUUGAGCUUGACACCCUCCGCGCGACAGAGGUGGCGGCGCUGCCGGAAGACGAGCCAUGGCCGUUACUUCUGCGGUUCCCAAUAACCGCCUUCGGGAUGUGCCUCGGGGUGAGCAGCCAAGCCAUGUUAUGGAAGACUCUCCAUUCCGAGCCCUCCAUGGAGUUCCUCCACGUGCCCCCAAUCAUCAACCACCUCCUGUGGUGGGCCUCCGUCUCCUUGAUGGCCGCUGUCUCCCUCGUCUACCUCCUCAAGGCCGUCUUCUACUUUGAGGCUGUCCGUCGUGAGUUCCACCACCCGGUCCGUGCCAACUUCUUCUUCGCGCCAUGGAUCGCCUGUCUCUUCCUUGCCAAGGGCGUCCCUACCGACGAGAUCGACCAUGCCGUCUGGUACAUCCUCAUGACGCCCAUCUUCAUCCUCGACCUCAAGGUGUAUGGGCAAUGGAUGUCCAGCGGCGAGAAGCGGUUGUCUAAGGUGGCCAACCCGACGAACCACCUCGCCGUUGUCGGCAACUUCGUUGGCGCGCUGCUUGGCGCCAGGAUGGGGCUCCGGGAGCCGCCGAUGUUCUUCUUUGCCGUCGGGCUCGCGCACUACCUCGUCCUCUUCGUGACUCUCUACCAGCGGUUACCCACUAACGUGCAGCUCCCCAAGGAGCUCCACCCGGUCUUCUUCCUCUUCGUGGCGGCGCCUAGCGUGGCGUCCAUGGCAUGGGCCAGGAUCACCGGUGAGUUCAGCCAUGGCUCCAAGCUCGCCUACUUCGUCUCGCUCUUCCUCUACGCGUCCCUGGCGGUGCGGGUCAACCUCUUUCGGGGGUUCCGCUUCUCGCUGGCAUGGUGGGCCUACACGUUCCCGGUGACCAGCGCCGCGAUGGCGACGGUGUUGUACGCGUCGGCCGUGGACAACGUGGCCACGAGGGCGAUGGCGGUGGGGCUGUCCGUGGUUGCCACGACCACCGUGGCUGCCGUGCUGGCGACCACCGUGUACCAUGGCUUCGUGCGUGGGGACCUCUUCCCUAACGACGUGUCCAUCGCCAUUACCAGGAGGAAGCCUAGGUUUAGCAAGAUCCUCACGCAUAUCCGGACCUCCGGAUCCGAUGUCAAGGAGCUUGUUCUCUCCAUCUCCAGCUCUAAUCCCAAGCAUGGCGUCUACUCCGAUGACUCCGGAGAGCAGCGCCGGUGAUCGAUCCCCCGGUCGGUCGGUCGAUGAUGGCAAAAGAGUGGAAUCGGCAGGCAACAACUCUACGCCGUACGCACGCACGCUCAGCUCAACUCAACGCGGCCGCGGCGGAAUUAUGCUCGAACAGUCAAAACCAUGACCGAUUACCGCAGAACCCACGCCAUCCCGUGAAGAUUCACCG
Molecule: messenger RNA, 1918 nt
Organism: Brachypodium distachyon (stiff brome)
Lineage: Eukaryota; Viridiplantae; Streptophyta; Magnoliopsida; Poales; Poaceae
Product: S-type anion channel SLAH2
Exons: 3
Coding region: 85-1740 (551 amino acids)
Biological process (GO): intracellular monoatomic ion homeostasis; transmembrane transport
Cellular component (GO): membrane
Molecular function (GO): voltage-gated monoatomic anion channel activity
Source: RefSeq, a predicted model, not a curated record